ACGACGGGUGUCCGGCUGGGGACCGCCCGGCUGGGGCCGGACCACCGCGGGGCUGGGGGAGAAACGCGCGCCGCUCGGGUCCGGACCCCCCGCCCGGCGGCGCGGAAUGGCACGGCCCGGCCCGAGUUAAAGCCGGGGGAGGCGGUACGUCCCGCCGCGGCGGCGGCGGCGGUGGCGCGAUGGGGCUGCGCGCGGGAGGAGCGCUGGGCAGGGCGGGCGCUGGCCCGGGGGCGCCCGAGGGUCCCGGACCCAGCGGCGGCGCGCACAACAGCAGCAUCCACUCGGGCUGCAUCGCCGCGGUGCACAACGUGCCGCUGAGCGUGCUCAUCCGGCCGCUGCCGUCUGUGCUGGACCCCGCCAAGGUGCAGAGCCUCGUGGACACGAUCCGGGAGGACCCAGACAGCGUGCCCCCCAUUGAUGUCCUCUGGAUCAAAGGGGCCCAGGGUGGUGACUACUUCUACUCCUUUGGGGGCUGCCACCGCUACGCGGCCUACCAGCAGCUACAGCGAGAGACCAUCCCUGCCAAGCUUGUCCAGUCCACCCUCUCUGACCUAAGGGUGUACCUGGGGGCAUCCACGCCAGACUUGCAGUAGCAGCCUCCUUGGCACCUGCUGCCACCUCCAAGAGCCCAGAAGACACACCUGGCCUCCAGCAGGCUGGACAUGCAGAAGGGUAAUUUUUGCACCUGGGGAAAGGGUCUGACUCUCACCCCCCUUGGCUAGCUGCAAGGCCUGGGACUCAUGCUGAACAGUGUGGGGGCCCCAGUUCCCACCUCUGUGAAAAUAGGGUCAUGGCCUCACCUUUGAUGGAUUAUUGAGAGGAUGAAAUGAGAAAGGAUUUGCAGAGCCACGUGCUGCUGGCUCCAAAUUCCCAAGAACAAGGAUCCUUCUGCGUUUUUGUUUCUCUGUACCCUAUUGUAUGGACUAUCUGCAGCUGCAAGAAAAGGAAAAUCUCAGUUGCAGUGGCUUAAACAGGUUGGUUUUUUCAACCUGGCAUGAAUUCUGGAGACAGGUGGCUAAUGGUGUUGGUUCAACAACUGAGCAAAGGUAGGGUUCACAUCUCUAAUUCUUUUGUCUUGCCCUCAUUGCUUGUUACUUCAUGAUCAUGAGGUGGCUGCUGUAUCUCCAGGAAUCAUGUCUGUGUUCAAAGAAGAAAGGACUAGUGAAAGAGGUAGGGCCAAGCUAGCUGGACCUGUCAACUUCUAUCAGAAAGUAAAACCUCUGUCAGAGGACUGUUUCCUGCUGUCUUCCCCUGCACACUUUCACUGAGGUCUCCUUGGCCUGAGCCAGCUGCCAUUGCCACCCCUAGUUGUAAAGAGAGCUAAGACAAACAGAACUGUCACAGUUGAGUAGACAAGUCAUGUUCUAUCUACUGAGACUGGCACACUGCCUCCUAAAAUAAAACCGGGAUCCCAUCACCAAAAGAGAAAUGAGGAGUUGUGUAUCAGGUAGCCUUUGUGGUGUAAAAAACCAUCCCAAAAUAUAGGCAUUAAAAACAAAUCAUUUAUUUGCCCAUGAUUCUGUGGGCUGGCAAUUUGGGCUGGGCUCAUCUGGGCAGUUCUGCUGGUCUUGCCCUGGGGUCCUUCAUUGGGCUACAGUCAGCUGCCACCCCAGCUGGGCCUGGAUGGUCCAGGAUAGCCUUACUCAUUUGUCCGGCAGGUGACAGGCUGCAAACUGGGGUCACUUGGUUCUCUUCCGUGUGGCUUCUCUAGCAGUCCAGCUCAGGCUCAUUCACGUUAUGGCUGCAGGGUUACAAAAGACUGAGAGUCGAAGCUGCAAGAUUUCUGGAGUUGUGGGCCUGGCACUGGGACAGUGUCACUUCUUUGGUCACAAGCAAAUCACAAGGCUCUGCCCAGAGUCAAGGGAUGGAAAUAGACUGUACCUCUUUACACCUGCUGAUGGGAGGAGCCAUGAAGAACUUGUGGCCAUUUCUCAUCUGUCACAAAUAAUUUUGGUUGGGCAAAUAACAGUAUUUUCCCCUCUGUCUCGUAGGGCCUCACUCUGCCCAGUCUGAAGCCACUGAGACAUUGUCCUGGCACUCAGGGUCUAGGGGAAGAGGCGAUAGGGCAGGAAUUGGGUCUCUGCAAGGGCUGGACCCACCCUAGUGGAGGUAUCUCAUUUUCUGCCUUGGCGGAAUGGGGGUAAGCUGGGGGAAUAUUCCAGAGAGGAUUCUGAAAACCAGGAGUCCUGGGAAAAAGGGAGAGGUAGAGGGAGGGUACAGAGUGCGGCGGGCCUUGUUCUCGCUGCCCUCCAAGGGAACUUGGUCACUUGGCAUUUUCAAGCCUCAGUUUCCCCAGCUCGAUAACAAGGACAGCAGCUUUCCCACUGAUUCUCUGUCCCAGGGAAAGAUGACUGAGGUGACCAAUAGUAGAACUGAAAAGGGACAUAGUCCCAAAUGUGAUGUGGUAUCCUGGAUUGGAUCGUGGAACAAAAACAACAUUAGUGGGGAAACCGGAAAUCUGAAUAAAGUCUGGAUUUCAGUUAAACAUAA
Lemur catta (Ring-tailed lemur) is the source of this 2490-nucleotide messenger RNA. It is a transcript of the gene SRXN1, whose product is annotated as sulfiredoxin 1. The record is from RefSeq and is a predicted model, not a curated record. NCBI's taxonomy places the organism in Eukaryota, Metazoa, Chordata, Mammalia, Primates, Lemuridae. Gene Ontology annotation, biological process: cellular response to oxidative stress. Gene Ontology annotation, cellular component: cytoplasm. Gene Ontology annotation, molecular function: sulfiredoxin activity. The coding region runs from base 180 to 593 and encodes 137 amino acids. The transcript is spliced from 2 exons.